Pieris macdunnoughi is the source of this 339-nucleotide messenger RNA. The record is from the annotation of a GenBank genome assembly. Lineage: Eukaryota; Metazoa; Arthropoda; Insecta; Lepidoptera; Pieridae.
AUGAAUUCCAUCAUGAUGGAUAAACAACAUCUCUAUGAUGUGAAAGAUGACAAAGAGGAUAUUACAUUGGAGACAAAUCGGCCACAACUUGUGGAGACCAAGGCUUCUUUUACGGCCGUCCUGCUCGGCCCAGAAACUUCCACAAUAAAUUGUCCUCAUUGUGGUAGUACUGUGAAGACCAGGGUUCGUUAUACAACUACUGCAAGGACUCAUAUAGCUGCUGCCAUUUGUGCAUUAAUAUGUUGUUGCUGCUGCAUCCCGUAUUGUUCAAGCUCAGCAAAAAACACGGACCACUUCUGCCCUAAUUGCUUCAAAUACCUUGGCACUUACGAAAAAUAA